CCAAGGUCAACGAAGGGUGUUUGAUUCAGGGAGUUGAUAUUAGUACUAAUGAAGGAUUGUUAUGAAAAGAUAAAUGGAUCGCUAACCGAAGUUCCUUUUGAAGUAGUUGAAGAUUUGAACCUGUUAAAAAUAAAUCUAUCAAAUAACCAAAUAAAGGAAAUACCCCCCUUCAUCAAGAGGUUAUCUUUACUGCAAAAACUAAUAAUUUCCCAAAAUUCAAUAACAGAGUUGCCCCGAGCUCUUGGGAAAUUGGUGUCACUAACUUUUCUGGAUGUGUCUCAUAAUUCAUUAAUAUCUAUCCAUCCUUGUGUUACGGUUUUACGGAAUCUUGUUCAUCUGGAUCUUUCCUAUAAUCUACUCGAAUUUCUCCCCGCCGAUUUCGGAUCUUUGUCCUGCCUUGAGCAAUUUGUCUGUAGUCACAACCAGCUAAAAACUCUGCCUCGUUCUAUUGGCCUCUGCAAUCGUCUCACUUACUUGGACCUCUCUUACAAUCUCCUAACCGAACUCCCCCGCGAACUGGCAAAUCUUUCCGGAAAUCUUGUCCAUCUUGAUAUCUUUCAUAAUCGGCUUAAAAAUGUCCCUCCUUUUAUUACUGCGAAGGGGACUGCCGCUAUUCUCUUGCAUCUUAAGCUAAACAGCUACGACAGCGGAUCGUCCAGAGCUUUUAGCCCUGCUCGACCCCUCUCCGAAUUAAAGCAGAUGAAAAUAACUGUACACGGCUGUAAAAUUCUUGAAUCUAACCGAACCUGGACUGGACCACUCUCUUCGGGCUUGUAUGUGGAGGUUGUGGUAGAUGCUGAAAGGGGCGCACCUUCGCGGUACCGCACUAAAACCUGCAAGAAUUUUUCUGAGCCCGUGUGGAACGCCUCUUUUACUUUCCUUUUUAAUCCGAACUUCAAGGUGGCGGCUUUUUUAUACGCCAAAAUGAUCCUCGGUCCUGCUCUUCUGGUGGCCAGCGCGUCUAUUCCAACAAGCGGCGUCACUGAAGAUACCGAUCUUUCGGUGCGGCUCUCUUCUGGCUCAGAAGGUUCAGUGGGCAGCGCAAUUUUAGGAUUAAAGGUGGCCAUUGCCAACGACUCUGGUGUGCCUCUGCAUCCAAACACCUCAGUUUUAUCUUCAAAUGUGUCGUUGGAUACGCCUCUGACGAUCCGUACUGAGGCCGCCUUAUUAUCGAGCGCAAGAGUUGCUGAAGCACAACGUGGGAACUCCGAGCAAACUUUUUCUUCGAUGUCUUCUUCAAACUACUCAAGUUCGAGAAUUAACAGUUCGGACCUCCCGCCAGGAUGGGAGAGGAGGGUAGACAGCCAGAGGCGUAUUUUUUAUGUAGAUCACAACACGCGAACAACAACCUGGGAUCCCCCAAGCGCUAAUGAACUUCCGCCAGGGCUGGAGUUGCGCUAUGAUCACCGCGGUCGCCUAUUUUACGUUGACCAUGUGACCCGGACUACGUCUUGGUAUCGGCCAAGUUUGGACCAGGAAGCGGGUUUAGCUAGAUUAAAUCAGCGCUCGGCUUUAGGUGCGCUCCAAGUAACAACUUUUCCUGGUCUUGAACGCAAUCAGACUGCCGAAGUUCCCGCCAUUGAUCCGGCUACACUUCCUCUGCCGCCAUACUGGGAGGAGCGGAUGACUCCGACAGGAAUCCGAUACUACUUGAACCAUCUCCUGCAACGGACUCAGUGGACAGACCCGAGAUCUGAGUGGUUUGUCCCUACGCACGCGUGUCGAAUUUCAGCAUAUAGCCUGCGCAGUGCCCAGAUGCCCCUGCCAAUAGGGUGGACGCAGAGCGUGACUAUGGGGGGCAGAGUGUUUUUUAUUGACCAUAUAAACCGCCGCACACAGUUUGAAGAUCCGAGGUUGGACCCCACUUACAUAGAACAAAUGGAGAAGGUAAAUGCAAGCGUGCCGCGGUACAUCCGUAACUUCCGCCACAAAAUGUUUCUUCUGCACCAAACAAUUGAGCAACUGCAGCAGCAGGGAGAAUUUAAGGUUGAAUGCAGACGAGGAUCCAUUUUUAGUGACUCUUACGAACAGAUCAUCCACGCGCCCCUCUUGCAUCUUCACCAGCGACUGGUCGUGUCGUUUAUAGGCGAGGAGGGGCUUGACUACGGCGGCAUUUCCCGCGAAUGGUUUUUCCUUCUAUCGAAUGAAUUUAUGAAUCCCAACUAUUGCUUGUUCGAAUACGCCACUUCGAGUCGCAAUACGUUAAAAAUAAAUUCCGAGUCGGGCAUAAAUCCAGAGCAUUUGUCGUACUUCAAGUUCAUUGGACGCAUUGUGGGGAUGGCGGUUUUCCAACGCAAGUUUAUCGACUGUGGCUUCACUCUGCUCUUUUAUAAAAAAUUGCUUGGACGUUCGUUGCAGCUCGAGGACCUGGAAAGCUUAGACGUGGCGGUGUACAAGUCGUUGAAAUGGAUCUUAAAAAACUCUUUGGCCGGCUUGGAUCUCGGAAUGGUGUUUGCCACCGAUUAUGAAAAGUUUGGUUUCAUUAAAAACAUUGAACUAAAGCCCGGUGGAGCAGAGAUAGAAGUUACUGAUGACAACAAAGCUGAAUAUGUCGAGUUGAUGCUAAAUUUUCAUCUCAAUUACGGCACUGAAGAUCAAAUGCUUGCUUUCACGCGCGGCUUCGAAGAUGUUAUAUCCGUGGAAAAACUUCAGAUGUUUGAUGAAAGGGAACUCGAGGUGUUGAUCUGCGGAGUCACCGAAAUCGACGUGGACGACUGGGAAAAGAACACCGUCCUCCGCGAAUUCGCCAGAGACUCGAAGCAAGUAAUAUGGCUGUGGCAGUGUGUGAGAGCGUGGGACAACGACAUGCGCGUGAGGCUUCUGCAAUUUGUAACGGGGUCCUGUCGAGUCCCCGUCGGCGGAUUUAAAGACUUACAGGGAAACAAUGGACCGCAGCUGUUCUGUAUAGAAAAAGAAGGUCAUGAAAAGGCGCUUCCAAGAAGCCACACGUGCUUUAACCGUUUAGGGCUCCCCCCCUACCGAAGUUACCACCAACUGGUGAAAAAAUUAACACAGGCGAUCGAGGAGACGCAAGGGUUCACACAGGAGUGAAUGUUCAUCAGGUCAGCUUCUUUGAGGGUGAGACCCAUAAGCUCACUGAGCCGUUUGUUGUGGAAGAGAAGCUAAAGUCAUUAAUAAAACUCAUUGAAACAAA
Zophobas morio is the source of this 3154-nucleotide messenger RNA. Its product is annotated as E3 ubiquitin-protein ligase wwp-1-like. The coding region runs from base 49 to 3051 and encodes 1000 amino acids. The transcript has 33 exons. Gene Ontology annotation, molecular function: protein binding; ubiquitin protein ligase activity. NCBI's taxonomy places the organism in Eukaryota, Metazoa, Arthropoda, Insecta, Coleoptera, Tenebrionidae. Gene Ontology annotation, cellular component: cytoplasm. Gene Ontology annotation, biological process: proteasome-mediated ubiquitin-dependent protein catabolic process; protein polyubiquitination. The record is from RefSeq and is a predicted model, not a curated record.